GCCCCCCGCCGCCCGGGCUCGGCCCCGGCCGGAGCCCCGGCCCCGGCCCCGGCGCCGGCCCCGCGGGACGCUGUGAGCCGCGAGAGGCCCCGGAGCCGCGCGUCGCCGAGCCGAGCGGACCGAGAGCCCCAUGGCUGCUCCGCGCGCCGCGUCCCCGCGCCGCCGGCCCCGGCUCCUGCUGCCGCUGCUGCUGCCGCUGCUGCCGCUGCUGCUGCCCGCGCCGAGCGACGGUCUUGGCCACUCUGCUGAACUGGCAUUUGCUGUGGAGCCGAGUGAUGAUGUUGCAGUUCCCGGGCAGCCUGUAAUGCUGGGCUGCAGGGUGGAGGGCACCCCUCCAGUGCGAAUCUCCUGGAGGAAGAAUGGGGUGGAGCUGCCAGAGAGUACCCACUCCACCCUGCUGGCCAAUGGGUCUUUGAUGAUCCAUCACUUCCGGCUGGAUCCGGGAGGCAGCCUUUCAGACGAGGGUGACUAUGAGUGUGUGGCUCAGAACCGCUUUGGGCUGGUGGUCAGCCGGAAGGCUCGCAUCCAGGCUGCAACCAUGUCGGACUUCCAUGUGCAUCCCCAGGCUGCUGUGGGCGAGGAGGGUGGUGUGGCCCGUUUCCAGUGCCAAAUCCAUGGGCUUCCCAAACCCCUGAUCACAUGGGAAAAGAACAGAGUCCCCAUUGACACCGACAAUGAGAGGUACACGUUGCUGCCCAAGGGCGUCCUGCAGAUCACAGGACUUCGGGCUGAGGACAGCGGCGUCUUCUACUGUGUGGCCUCGAAUAUUGCCAGUGUCCGGGUCAGCCACGGGGCCAGGCUCACCGUGUCGGGCUCGGGCUCCGGGGCCUACAAGGAGCCGACGAUCCUCGUGGGGCCUGAGAACCUCACCCUGACGGUGCACCAGACCGCUGUGCUGGAGUGUGUCGCCACGGGCAACCCGCGCCCCAUUGUGUCCUGGAGCCGCCUGGAUGGCCGCCCCAUUGGGGUGGAGGGCAUCCAGGUGCUGGGCACGGGGAACCUCAUCAUCUCAGACGUGACCGUCCAGCACUCGGGCGUCUACGUCUGUGCGGCCAACAGGCCCGGCACCCGGGUGAGGAGAACCGCUCAGGGCCGGCUGGUGGUACAAGCCCCAGCAGAGUUUGUCCAGCACCCCCAGUCCAUCUCCAGGCCAGCCGGGACCACAGCCAUGUUCACCUGCCAAGCCCAGGGUGAGCCGCCGCCUCACGUCACGUGGUUGAAGAAUGGACAGGUGCUGGGGCCAGGAGGCCACGUGAGGCUCAAAAAUAACAACAGCACCCUGACCAUUUCUGGAAUCGGCCCUGAAGAUGAGGCCAUCUACCAGUGCGUGGCCGAGAACAGUGCUGGCUCCUCACAGGCCAGUGCCAGGCUGACCGUGCUGUGGGCUGAGGGGCUGCCCGGGCCCCCUCUCAAUGUGCGGGCGGUCUCCGUGUCAUCCACUGAGGUCCGUGUGUCCUGGAACGAGCCCCUGGUCAACACCAAGGAGAUCAUCGGCUAUGUCCUGCACAUCAGGAAGGCCGCCGACCCCCCAGAGCUGGAGUAUCAGGAAGCAGUUAGCAAGAGCACCUUUCAGCACCUGGUGAGCGACCUUGAGCCCUCCACUGCCUACAGCUUCUACAUCAAGGCCUACACACCAAGGGGAGCCAGCUCAGCCUCCACCCCCACGCUGGCCAGCACCCUAGGAGAAGCCCCCGCCCCACCCCCGUUGUCCGUGCGGGUCCUCGGCAGCUCCUCCCUGCAGCUGCUGUGGGAGCCCUGGCCCCGGCUGGCCCAGCACGAGGGUGGCUUCAAGCUGUUUUACCGCCCAGCAAGCAAGGCCUCCUUCACCGGUCCCAUCCUGCUGCCCGGGACCGUCUCCUCCUACAACCUCAGCCGGCUCGACCCCACUGCAGUGUACGAGGUGAAGCUGCUUGCCUACAACCAGCAUGGGGACGGCAACGCCACAGUCCGCUUCGUGUCCUUGAGGGGAGCCUCUGAGAGGACAGCCCUGAGCCCGCCAUGUGACUGCCGCAAGGAGGAAGCCACCAACCAGACAUCCACCACAGGCAUCGUCAUUGGCAUCCACAUCGGGGUCACCUGCAUCAUCUUCUGUGUCCUCUUCCUUCUGUUCGGCCAAAGGGGCAGGGUCCUCUUGUGUAAGGAUGUGGAAAACCAGCUCUCCCCUCCUCAGGGCCCUCGGAGCCAGAGGGACCCUGGCAUCCUGGCACUGAAUGGGGCAGGACGGGCAGAGCGGGGCCGGCUGGGCCGAGACGAGAAGCGUGUGGACGUGAAGGAGCUAGAGCAGUUGUUCCCCCUGGCUGGGGCAGUGGGACAGGCAGACCCCAGACCUAACCCCAGACCCACGCAGGAUCCUGCAGCCCCUGGCCUGUGUGAGGAAACCCAGUUCUCCAUGCUGCCGCUUCAGGGGUUCGGCCUCCUGGAGGAGAUGACGUCAGAGGCCAAGGCUCCCUGUGCGGGCUCUGCGGCUGUCCCGCUACCCCAGGAUGCAGGCCCCGGCCUCCCUAGUGAUGGACAGGUUGCCUGGCCUUCCAUGGCACCAGUUGCCCAGCCAGCUCUCUCUGGACAGUAGACAGUGUCUGGCAGGCUCCAGUGGGGGGCAACCCCCCAUUCUCAGGUCAAAGGCAAGAUUUCUCCUGUCACGUGGGAUUUGGAUGGGGGCUUCCCAGCAUUUCUGUCCUGACUGCCCCUCAGGUUGUCAAGACCUAAAGUAGUCUCAGCGGGAACCCCCCCAAGGACCUGGAGGGGACGCUGCAGGAGUCCCUGCUUUGGGCUAAUGCCCCCUCACCUCUGCCUGGCACCCACGUGACUCGGAACUGAACUAAUGUUUCCCUUCAAAAAAGAGAGAGAGAGAAGAGAGAGAAAGGUGAAUUAGACUCCAAAAAUACGCCCCUGCUGUAGCCGGGCCCUGACAUGGUCAUUCUCCGCCGACCUUGUUUUCUCAGGAUGGAUUGCUGCUGUUUUGGCUCUCAGCACCUACCUCAGCCGGAAUGAAUGUCCUUAGGGGCGGGGCCGAGGCCUCAGUCCCCCACCCCUGC
Messenger RNA from Equus quagga, 3035 nucleotides. RefSeq names its product immunoglobulin superfamily DCC subclass member 3 (gene IGDCC3). Gene Ontology annotation, cellular component: axon; plasma membrane. Bases 131 to 2569 code for a protein of 812 amino acids. The record is from RefSeq and is a predicted model, not a curated record. NCBI's taxonomy places the organism in Eukaryota, Metazoa, Chordata, Mammalia, Perissodactyla, Equidae. Gene Ontology annotation, biological process: axon guidance; cell-cell adhesion. The transcript is spliced from 14 exons. Gene Ontology annotation, molecular function: protein binding.